Maniola jurtina (meadow brown) is the source of this 1897-nucleotide messenger RNA. It is a transcript of the gene Idgf, whose product is annotated as chitinase-like protein EN03. Gene Ontology annotation, cellular component: extracellular region. Lineage: Eukaryota; Metazoa; Arthropoda; Insecta; Lepidoptera; Nymphalidae. The transcript is spliced from 9 exons. The record is from RefSeq and is a predicted model, not a curated record. Bases 77 to 1399 code for a protein of 440 amino acids. Gene Ontology annotation, molecular function: chitin binding. Gene Ontology annotation, biological process: chitin catabolic process; carbohydrate metabolic process.
UUUGGCCGAGCGUUCCCUCGAAGUUGCUUAUUCGUCGAGCUCGCUCCGAGGCGGUUAGACGCAGCACCACAGUACCAUGAAGUUCCUGAUUGCCUUCGCGGCGCUCCUGGCCGUCGCGGCCUCCACGCCCGUGUCCCAGAGCAAAGUUAUCUGCUACUAUGACAGCAAGAGCUAUGUCAGAGAAUUCGAGGGAUGUAUUUACCCAGCUCAAGCCCGCAUGCUGCCGCUGGACCUGGACCCGGCGCUGUCGUUCUGCACGCACCUGGUGUACGGCUACGCAGGUGUCCAGCCUGACACCUACAAGGCCAUCUCGCUCAACGAGAACCUCGAUGUAGACAGGAACCACGCCAACUACCGCGCCAUCACCGGCUUCAAGAGCAAGUACCCUGGCCUGAAGGUCCUCCUUUCCAUCGGUGGAGAUGCGGACAAGGAAGAUGAACAGAAAUACAACUUAUUGCUCGAGUCGCCACAAGCACGUACCGCGUUCGUCAAUUCCGGAGUGCUGUUGGCCGAGCAGCAUGGCUUCGACGGUAUCGACCUCGCGUGGCAGUUCGCCAGGAUCAAGCCCAAGAAGAUCCGCGGAACUUUUGGCUCCAUUUGGCACGGCAUCAAGAAGGCGUUUGGCACCACGCCCGUGGAUGAUAAGGAGGCAGAACACCGUGAAGGCUUCACUGCGCUCGUGAGGGAAAUGAAGGCUGCGCUCAACCUCAAGCCCAACAUGCAGCUCGCCAUCACCGUGUUGCCCAACGUUAAUGCCACUGUUUACUACGACGUGCCUGCGAUCAUCAACCUGGUUGACAUCGUGAACGUCGACGCCUUCGACUACUACACACCAUCACGCAACCCCAAGGAGGCUGACUACACCGCUCCCACCUACAAGCCACAGAACCGCAACGACCAUCUUAACGUCGACUCUGCCAUCAACUACUGGUUAUCAGCUGGUGCGCCUAGCAACAAGAUUGUCCUGGGUAUCGCAACCUACGGACGCACCUGGACACUGGACUCUGACUCGGAGAUCUCAGGAGUACCACCUCUACAUGCUAACGAGGCUGGAGAAGCUGGACCCUACACGAAAACCGAAGGAAUAUUGAGUUACCCGGAAAUCUGCGCUAAGCUGAUCAACCCCAACCACCAAAAGGGCAUGCGACCUCACCUUAGAAAGGUCACCGAUCCCAGCAAGCGUUUCGGUACAUACGCCUUCCGCCUACCGGACGACAGCGGCGAGGGUGGUCUGUGGGUUAGCUAUGAGGACCCUGACACGGCUGGACAGAAGGCACAGUACGCCAAGUCUAAAGGUCUCGGCGGCGUGUCCAUUGUAGACCUAUCCAUGGACGACUUCCGUGGUUUGUGCACUGGAGACAAGUACCCAAUUCUUCGCGCGGCCAAGUACCGCCUAUAAAUCAGCUAUCAGUGAUAGAUAUAAAAUACAAUAAGAUCACAUCUCAAUAUACCUAUAGGUAGACUAUGCUAAUAUGUUUUCUUCAGUGUUUUCGCAACUUCUUAUUUAUAUUAUAAAGUGUAUUACAAUGAAAACCUUGAAAGCGCUAUAAAGUUCUGAAAACUGAGACGAAUGGUGUUUGGUUGUUGCAUAGUACCUAUUUACAUUGGAAUGGUAGUGUGCUUUUUAUUCAACGACAGAAGGGUGAUACGUGCAUAGCAUAAGAAUAAUUUUAGCCGUCGGGUAAUGCAGCAGAUGCAAGAAAAUUCAGUAAAUGAAUAGAUUUCUUGAUAUGAUAUGCAGCAACUUUUAUUAAAUAACAAAUAAACCAAAGGUUUCAGUAUUUUAUAUCAUUUUUAAGCUUUUUCGUGUGAUCCACCCUCGUAUAAUCUCAGUUUUAAAUAAGCAGUAAUGUUAUUUUAUCGAUAAAUUUUUUAAUAAAAGAAUAAUUGAAAUUUA